ACCCGUUGAAAGGAAGCGUCAGUUAUAGAAAUGGGAAUCGGUGUUUUCAAGCUUCCAAUAUAAGAUUUGCCUUUACAUCAAAGGGGAGGGGAGGGGAAAAAAAUGGUGCGCGUCCUCAAGAAGGGAUCGAAAUAGAAUUAUUUAAUCACCAGGCCUGCUGAUUAGGUGGUCCUGUGUAUCGGCUCUUGGCUUCUUGGAUCAGAAAGCUUGAAAUCCCAACAACCGAAGCCACAGAAAAAAAAUAUUCAUCCCUCCACGUUCAAACUUCCCAAAAAUAUGAGGAGUCGUCCCUAUUCAACAGAACGUGUUGCGCAUACGUCUGCGUACUUGCUCGCUAUAUCAUCGAAAGGACAAGCCAAGAGAGAAGCUCUGGCAAAGAAGUAGACGCCUGAUCAAUGGUAGAAAAUGGGAAUGCCCGGAAAGAAAUGGUUCCGUGUUGCCCGAAGAAAACUCUUCCGAUCAGCUCCCCGCGAAACACUAAUCGUUCUUCACAACAACAAUACAAGCCGCAGUUGCUUUAGUGAAGCAACAACAACAACAACGAGACUCAGCGAGGAUAUCAGAAUUUCUCUGUCUAAAGAAGAACUCGCAGCAAUUCAGAUCCAAGCCUGCUUCAGGGGGCACCUUGCAAGACGGGCAUUUCGAGCACUUAGAAGCCUUGUGAAGCUGCAAGCGGCUGUUCGUGGGGUGUGUGUGAGAAGACAGGCUCGAAUUGCUUUGCACUGCAUGCAUGCGCUUGCAAGGUUGCAGGUCACUAUUCGAGCUCGACAGCUCCUUUUGCAAUGAUCGGUAGAUGCGGAUGAUCGACUUCGGAAGCCACAAAACAUCAACAAUCCCAUCAAUCAUAAGGGGUUCCUAUGUUUAUGAUUCAACAUCAGUCUUCGGUUUCAAGGGUUCUUUUGUUUAUGAUUCUGCUUCACUCUUCACGGUCAUUUUCUAUUUGGUUUCGCGAGUGACUUUACCAUUCGCAUUGAAUAAUGCACUAAUUUUCAGAACUCGACA
Molecule: messenger RNA, 1002 nt
Organism: Coffea arabica (coffee)
Lineage: Eukaryota; Viridiplantae; Streptophyta; Magnoliopsida; Gentianales; Rubiaceae
Product: protein IQ-DOMAIN 20
Molecular function (GO): protein binding
Source: RefSeq, a predicted model, not a curated record